This is a messenger RNA of Grus americana (Whooping crane), 9541 nucleotides long. RefSeq names its product zinc finger C3H1-type containing (gene ZFC3H1). Bases 90 to 5759 code for a protein of 1889 amino acids. Gene Ontology annotation, cellular component: exosome (RNase complex); nucleus. Gene Ontology annotation, molecular function: protein binding. The record is from RefSeq and is a predicted model, not a curated record. Gene Ontology annotation, biological process: RNA processing. Lineage: Eukaryota; Metazoa; Chordata; Aves; Gruiformes; Gruidae. The transcript has 32 exons.
GGCGGGGCCGCCCUGCGCAGGAAACGAAACCGCUCGAGUGGCCGGGGCGGGCCGCGCUGUGCCUCGCCGAGACCGUUGGCUUGGGCCCUAUGGCGGCCGCGGAGGCGGUGGCCGCGGCCGCGCCUGUGGAGGCGGCGCUGGAUCCUAGCGGGCUCUCUCCGAAGGAAGAAGGGGAGCUGGAAGACAGCGAAAUCAGCGACGAUGACAACAACGGCUUCGGGCCCUGUGGCGGCGGCGGCGGCUCCGAGCCCGGCGGCGGCCUCGUCAGCAGCAGGCCCUACUCGAGGCGCAGGUCGCCUCCCGGCCUCCGCGGGGGUACCUCCCUCUCCUCCUCCGGUCGGCGCUUCCCCCGCUCGCGGCACCAGCCCCCGCCGGAGAUGGGGCACCUGCACGGCCACGGCGGGUAUCGGCCCAAGGACUCGUUCCGCUCCCAUCCGCCGCCCAUGCCGGCGCCGCGGAUGCCGUCGGGGUCGCACUCCGAGACGGGUCCCCGGCUCUCCUUCUGGGAGCGCAGCCACAAUGCCCUGGACCGAUUCCGCUUCCGUGGUUGGCCCUACAGGGGCGGAGGGCGCUGGGGUAGGAGCCGCGGCGGCGGUGAUCGGGGAGGCAGCCCUCCGGGGCGGCCGCCCGGAGGGGGAGGCGGUGCCGGAUUCAGUAGCAGCCAGGGCUGGAGGGAGCCAUCGCCUCGGAAAUCCAAAACUUUUGGAAAGUCCCCAUCUAGAAAGCAGAACUACUCUUCAAAAAACGAAAACUCUGUGGAAGAAAGUUUUGAGGAUCUGCUCUUGAAGUAUAAGCAGAUACAGUUAGAGCUUGAAUACAUAAAUAAAGAUGAAAGACUGGCUUUGAGCAACAGGGAAGAAAACGAACACCAAGAUGAUAAAACAGUGGACACUGAGGACCAAAUAACUGUAGAAAAUAACAGUAUUACAACGGAUGCUAUAAAAGAAGUAUCUCCUGAGGAGAAAAAUCCGGUUAUAGCCUUUCAGGCAUUUGAACUGAAACCUCUCAGACAAAAACUACCUACACCAGCUGAGAGGAGCAGAUUAAAAAAAGGCAAAGAAGGAACGAAACAGUCAUCACAAAAAUCUGAAGUCACAGAAUCCGGCCAAGGUACAGAAGACAAAGAACCAACAUCAGUGCGAAAGCUUAGCGGUUCAGAAGUUACAUCUGAAAAGAAGCUGCUUGAUGAUGAGGAGGAGAUGUCUGAAUUGCAGCUUAGGCUUCUUGCACUUCAGUCUGCUAGUAAAAAAUGGCAGCAAAAGGAACAACAGGUGAUGAAGGAAAGCAAGGAAAAAUUAACAAAAACAAGAAGUGUGACACAGAAAGUCAAAGCCAGUACAAAAGCAUAUUCAACAAAAAAGCCAAGUGCUACAGCCAAGCAAGCUUUGAGGAAACAACCGACAAAGACAUCAAAGAAGAUGCAGCAGCAAAAGGAACAAGACAGGCGUCAGAAAGAGGAAGACCAGAGGAAACAAGAAGAGGAAGAGGAGAGAAGAAAGAGAGAAGAAGAAAUCAGAAAAAUUAGGGACCUCUCAAAUCAAGAAGAGCAGUACAAUCGAUUUAUGAAGCUAGUUGGAGGAAAGAGGAGAUCGAGAAACAGGUCUUCAGACAUGGACUUGAGAUGGUCUUUGGAUAAGCAGUCUACAGAUAGUGCAGGAGGCAUAUAUCAGUAUGAUAAUUAUGAUGAAGUUGCUAUGGAUACAGAUAGUGAAACUAACUCUCCAGCUUCUUCUCCAGUGCAGCCUCCUUUCUUUGAGUGUCCAAUAGGAUAUUAUCCGCCUCCAGUCCCACCAAUUUCCUUGCCACUGCCACCUCCAAUUCCACCUGUACCAUCUUUGAGCCAUCUUUAUGUGGAGGGUAUUUCUUGUGUUUCUCUUGAGCCACCUCCACCUCUUCCACCUCUUCCCCCUGAAGAGCCUGAACAACCACCAAAACCUCCAUUUGCCGAUGAGGAAGAAGAAGAGGAGAUGCUCUUAAGAGAAGAAUUACUUAAGUCUCUAGCCAACAAACGAGCUUUCAGAUCUGAGGAAACUUCAAGUAACAGUGGUCCACCUUCUCCUCCUGUUCCAGAUAAUUUGCAAUCUGUGCCAAGAAGCAAUCUGUCCGCUGUCAGUAUUAAUACUGUGUCUCAGCCACGGGUACAAAAUACAAAGUUUGUUAGAGUACCGAGGCUUCCACGAGCAGUGAUCACACUUCCAAAACAUAAGUCUGUUGUGGUUACAUUAAAUGAUUCGGAUGAUAGUGAGUCUGAUGGAGAGCCAUCUAACUCAACUAACAGUGUAUUUGGAGGACUAGAAUCUAUGAUAAAAGAAGCAAGGAGAAAUGUUGAGGCCUCAAAAAUCAAAGCCCCUCCAAAAUCAGAAAAAGAAAAUGAUCCAAUGAGAACUCCAGAGGCUCUACCAGAAGAUAAGAAGAUAGAAUACAGACUCUUAAAAGAAGAGAUUGCCAGUCGUGAGAAGCAGCGUUUAAUUAAAUCUGAUCCACUGAGGAACAACUCGUCCCCUGCAAAUUCUGAUGCUGAAGUUGAUGGAAUUGGGAGAAUAGCAGUAGUGACAAAACAAGUUACAGAAGCAGAAGCAAAGCUUAAGAAAAACAGAUUUCUGUUGAUGAAGGAUGAAUCUGUCUUGAAACAUUUGUUGCAACAAGAGGCCAAGAGGAGAGAGAAUGUUCGAAUUGCUGAAAAUAAAAUUAACAAACUGGCUGAACAGCUACAAGCAACAGAGAAGAUCUUGAAUGCUAAUAAAAUAUUUCUCAAGAAGCUUCAGGAACAAAUUCAUAAAGUUCAACAACGAGUUACAGUAAAAAAAGCUCUGGCAUUAAAAUAUGGGGAAGAACUUGCUCGAGCAAAAGCAGUAGCGAGUAAGGAAAUUGGGAAACGAAAACUGGAGCAAGAUCAUCUUGGACCAAGCAAAAUGUUGAAAUUGGAGAACUCCCCUGCAUCAAGUCCAAAAAAACAUUCAGCAGAAUUGAUUGCACUAGAGAAAAAACGACUACAGCAACUAGAGUAUGAAUAUGCUCUAAAGAUUCAGAAAUUGAAAGAGGCCCGUGCGCUUCAAACCAAGGAACAAUCAAACAUUGCACCUCAUGCAGAAGAGGAAUCUGAAUUUGCGUUACCUCAGCCAUCGCUUCAUGAUCUUACACAGGAUAAAUUGUCUUUGGACAGUGGAGAAAACUACUUUGAUGAUGAAGUUCUGUCUAAUUCAAACCGAGAACGAAGGAGAUCUUUCAGAGAAUCUAAUUCUUUCACUAAACCAAAUCUUAAACAUAUGGACACACCGAAACAAGAAACUAUAAACAAACUUUCUAAAAAGGCAUCAGAGGAGCCUGAGCUGUUCCUUGGGUUGAAUAUUGAUGAACUGAAAAAACUUUAUGCUAAAGCUGACAGCUUGAAAGAGCUGCUAGUGAAAAGCACUGCCUUUAUAGUACUGAAGGAAGAUCUGCUGUGUGGUCAGGAAAUUUCAGUGGAUGCAGAUCUUGUUACAUCGCAAAGUAAACAAACCGAAACAAAACCAUUUCCAUUUGGACCGUAUCAUAGUCCUCUUCUACUGUUUAAAUCCUACAGGUUUAGUCCGUAUUUUCGAACCAAGGAAAAACUGUACCUCAGUUCAGUAACAUACAGCAAUAUGAUUGAGCCAAAACAGUGUUUCUGCCGUUUUGAUUUAACAGGCACAUGUAAUGAUGAUGACUGUCAGUGGCAGCACAUGAAAGACUGCACUCUUAGCCGUAACCAGCUGUUUCAGGAUAUUCUGUCUUACAAUUUAGAACUGAUUGGCUGUUCAGAAAAAAGCACUGAUGAGGAAAUCAACACUGCCACAGAAAAAUAUGUUGAAAAACUUUUUGGUAUAAACAGAGAUCGUAUGUCAGUGGAUCAGAUGGCUGUUCUUCUGGCCAGCAAUGUCAAUGAGAGUAAAAGUCACACACCUCCAUUUACAACAUGGAAAGAUAAAAGGAAAUGGAGACCGAAGUACUGGAGAAAACCUCUGUUAGAUAGUAGCAGCAGUGAAGAGGAACAGUCUGUUGGACCCAUUAAAUAUGCUCAUCCCACAGAGCAUAAAAAAAGAGUUCCAGCUCUUGAUACCGUAGUGACUCCCGAUGAUGUCCGUUAUUUCACAAGUGAGACUGAUGACAUUUCCAACUUGGAGGCAAGUGUUCAAGAAAACCCCUGUGACGUACAGCUUUGGAUUAAACUUGCAUACAAAUACUUGAAUCAAAAUGAAGGCUCAUCAUCUGAGUGUUUAGAUUCUACUUUAAAUGUUUUGGCUCGAGCCCUUGAGAACAACAAAGAAAAUCCUGAAAUUUGGUGUCAUUACCUCAGACUCUUCUCAAAAAGAGGAACCAAGGAGGAGAUACAGGAAAUGUGUGAAACAGCAGUGGAAUAUGCUCCUUCUUAUCAGAUCUGGUGGACAUUUUUGAAUUUGGAGAAUUCCUUUGAGGGAAAAGACUACGUAUGUGGGAGGGUGCUCCAGUUCCUGAUGGAAGCGAGUGGGAGAGAAGGAAAUCCAAAUCUUGUGUCCUUUCAGCUGCUGGAGACUCUCCUGUACAGGGUUCACUUAAGCCUGUUUACAGGAAGACAUCAGAAUGCUCUUGUUCUGCUGCAGAAUGCUUUAAAAACAGCAAAUGAAAAGGUAAUAUCAGAACACCUUACUGUAAGUGACCGUUGCUUGGCUUGGCUGGCUUACAUACAUCUAACUGAAUUCGGCAUUCUCCCAGUCAAGUUCUAUGAUCCAGCUAAUGUCAGUCCUUCAAGGAUCAUGAAUAAAGAGCCAUUUUUGAUACCAUGGCAAACGGUUCAAGAUGUGAAGACUGAUCCUGAUAUGCUAUUAGCUAUGUUUGAAGAUGCAGUCAAAACAUGUACCGAUGAAAGCCUUGAGGCUGACAAAAGAAUAGCUAUCUGCUUUCCUCUCUAUAGAAACAUGAUAGCUUUGCUGAAACUUCUUGAAAGGUGGGAGUCUGCUGCAGAACUCUGUAGAUCUUUAUUGGAGAUCUGCCCUGACAACUGCCAGCUCUUGGAGAGUUUGGCCACCUUGUAUUUGCAGAUGGAUCAGAGUGACAAUGCCUACAAAGUGUGGAUUGGAGCUUUUGAGAGGAAUCCUCAGAAUGCAGAAAUCUUUUAUCAGUUGUGUAAAUUCCUUGUUUCACAGGAAAGGUCAAGCAGUAUUCUUCCACUGUUGCAAGAUUUUGUGGCAGCUUUCUUUGAGAAUACAUGCCAAGAGCAUGGUCCUAUGGAUCUCUUAAGAUAUCUCUUGAAUUUUCCAAUGCCAAUUGAAUUUACAUCACCUCUCUAUAAAGAACAUCUUACAGAUGAUAUUGUAAACCAGCAAAUCCCUUAUCUGUGGCAGAUCUACUGUUUGUGCCAGUCUCUUCAUGCGAGUUUUGGGGAAGCACUGGAUGCUUAUGAAGCAGCUCUGGGGGCAGUGAUGCAGCAGGAAACUGUUCAGAACAUCUGGCUGGAUUACCUUGUUUUUAUCAAUAGCAAAGUUGUUGGAUCCAACAACAAAGUUCAAGAAUUCAAGCUUUUUACUGACCUAGUGAACAGAUGUCUGGUUACAGUCCCCACACGAUACCCAAUUCCUUUUAGUACUGCUGAUUAUUGGACCAAUUAUGAGUUUCAUAAUAAGGUAAUUCUUUUUUAUUUGAGCUGCAUUCCAAAAUCUCAACAUUCCAAAACCUUGGAACGGUUUUGUUCUACCAUGCCUGCUAAUCCUGGACUUGCACUGAGGAUUAGAGAGUCCGUGUUUUACUGUAUUCAGCUGCAGUGAACUCAUGAACAUUUGAUUGAGUAAUUUUGAAAAGUCCCCAAACACUUACUGUUCAUCAUCAACAGUGACCCCAAAGAAUUCAAAGCAAGAUUUGAAAUAAGUGUGUGUGGUUGGGGGCGAGGGGAGAGUAUGACACACCUGCCUUUGGCACAUGAAGUUGAAUUGCUGCAUCUUAAACCAAGUUGCGAUUCUGUCUAGAUGGAACUUGCAGCUUCCUUAGACAAUGUUGAUACUACAUGAAAUGGGUGAGCAGAACUGACUGAACAGUAUCUUCUAACCACAUGACUAUAAUUAGCCUCCUUUCAAAUAUACUGUUACCUUUUGCAUGCUAAAAAUGGAUCAUCUUUUCUCUCUGAUUUCACACUUAGUUGUUCUUGUGAAAGUGUAUCUGUGUUCAGUCAAUUAUUGUAUAUGGUGGCUUGGGUUUUUUCCUACUUGCAAGUCUUGGCUCAGUUUAGGUAGAAUGUAUUUUGUUUAACGUGUUUGUAUCUUUGGAUUGCUUUUCUGUUCCCAGUGAUUAGAGCAGUGUUUCUCAUGAAUGCCUUUUACAGACUGCUUCUGCAAUACUGGGAGGAGAGCAAUGUUCAAAUUCUGAAACUGCAAGCCAAGAUGUUUACAUAUAAUAUCCCAACAUGCCUGGCCAUCUGGAAAAUGUAAUGCAACAGUCAUACAUCUGUUUUCAUAGAUAUUGCUUUUGUUUAUAAGGUUUACAUCACAAAGGUAAAUCUUAAACGUCCUUCCAAUUGGGCUUGUACUGGAAGUCUCUUUUUUGUUAGUUUAUUAUUUAAAUGGUAACUGUUCAUUACAACAGACAGAGGUACUGUCACUUCUUUAAAAUGAGAAAUGGAAUUUCCCUCUUGGGGAAACUUAUGUGGAUGGAUAUUAUGCAGAUAAAUAUGAAUGAUGUAUUUACAAGUUGUCUUUUUAAUUCAAUUAUUGACUUCUGUCUCCCCCUCUCUACCCUCCCCUUUAUAUAUCACAAUAGCAGUAAUCUCCAUUAUCCAGUGAUGCUGAACUGAUCUUUUUCUUCAGUGUUUGUUCAUAAUGGGGAACCACUGAAAUGUCUUGCUCAUGUAAGGUUGUUUUUAAAAAAUGGCUAUUUUAUCUUUUCACUGUAGAGUAACAUCAUUGGAAGUUAGUCAGUUUCUUCUCAAGGAAUUUGUAAUUCCAUUCCACAGUCAGUAUUCUGCCAUUAAUGGCAUUUAAAGUCAUUCAAGAAUAAAUAUUUGUAUAUAUUUCUUUUCCUCAGAGCCAUUGCUGCCGAAUGCUUUCUAAUGGGACAAAGAGAAGUAAGUCAAUACAGCUUACUAAAAUGAGUAAUUAUAACAUUCUGUAAAACUUGCAUACCUUGGCUUUAUCCAAACCAAUGGUCAUCUCUUAAACCGAAGAUUUCUAGAGUUGAAAUACUCUAUGAACAAACAGCGAAGCAUUUGCCUCAAGUGUGAAAAAUAUCUUUGGUAAUCAAGGUAGAAUGGAUUAUAUCAUGAGUACUUGUGCAUACUGGUUGUGUGUAUCUUUCCCUUACCAGGGGGACUGUAUUCUUCUCCUACUUUUGGUGGGGUACUUUCUUGGUUUGGGUUUUUUGGGGUGGUUUGGUUUUUUGUUUAACCUAGAGGGGAUUGCUAGCACUUAAAAUACAGUAGAGGGAAGAAAGGAUUGCUCUUCUGGAAGGCACUAACAACUAUCUUUACAAGUUGUUGGAAGGGUGGGUCUGCCAAGUCAAUGCAUGUAGAGUUUGAGUAGCUCCUGACCCCACCAAAGACAUCAGUGUUUUUUUUUCUCCAAAAAUAACAAGUUUACUCAUUGGUACUUUGGAGAGGGAAAUAUUUCUAUCACACUCUAUACAAGAGGUUUUCAGCACAGCAACUGAGUCACUUUUCAGUUCAAACAGAAUGGAUCUUACUGGUAUUGUAGCUGUCACCUUCAAAAUAUGUGGAAACAUGCUGUGCAUUGGCGGGGAUCAUGAGGCCCUGGAUUUGACUCACCACUUGUUUGUGGUGUUUCUGAGCCACUUCUCUGCUGUAUCUUGUUUUGUGUCAUUCUUGUAGUGGCUGAUUCUCAGCAUCCUUCUCUUCUGUCAGUGGUCUUUCUUUUGAAAUGAUAUUAAAGCUUUAACUGAUCCAUAAUGGUAGCAUGGCUAUUGUUAGACUCACAUAUGAAAUCUUUUCUUUCCUUUUUUACUGUCUCCUAGAAUGUUUAAAGGGAACACAUGCACCCCCAAACAGACAGUUAUUUGGUUUGUAAGAUCAAAUGGUUCAAAGUCAGGAGAUAUCAAAGGCAUGGUUGCCUAUUCAACCUUAAUUCUGUCUCUGUGUUGAUGGUUUGGUGUAAUCUGUAAUUAGUCACAGAUCCCUGCUUCAGUCGUUGUAUUAGAUGGACUACAUUUUAAGGCACUGCCUAUAGUGAGGCUGGUGACUUAAAAGAUAGCUGCUUUGUUUGGUUAGAAAGUUAAAAAAAUAUAUCUCAAAUGAAUCAAAAAGGGUCCUUAAAGAAAAUGAACCAAUUAAAAUGAAGGCAUAUGUAAAACACCGUAGCUGGAUUACACCCAGAAGAAAUCUUGCGGUUUUCUUCUGCAACCACCUGACUAUAUCGUGUGGAGUAAAAUCACUUGGGUAGGCACACACAGUGUAGUUGGGUUUGUGUGUGUGUUUGUGAGGGCAGCUUAGUUUGGGAUGUAGUGAGCACUUAAAACUGUUUAUGCAAAUCAGUGACUGUUCCAGAUAACUGGAUUUUCUAGUAGGAUAUUGUUUUAAAAUUGAAUUGUGAUUCAGAUUCUGGAUAUCCUGUUCCUGGAGAACCUGUCAUUUAUUCCCUUCAGAGGUCAUGUAAAGGUUUGCUAAAGGAAUAUAAAAAUGAGUAUGAGUAUUUAAAAUGCCAACACAUACCUCCCCUAAUGACUCUCUGAUUGAAGUUGGUACUUUAGAUACCAGUGGCUGAAGGAGACUUGAGUAAAUAUUUGGAUUAAACAUUUUGGUCCUCUAUUUCUACCCAUAAAACCCCCCAUUUUUUCUUUUUAGAGAGUUGCAAAGAUGCAUACUGAUUAUUAAAGCACAGCUAGAUGAUGAAGAAGAAAAACCUGUGAAAGUUAUUUUCAUUGCAGGGCUGGGAUGGUAUGCAAUAAGCAAGACCUUGAGACUACAUAUUCAGUGGUUAAAGAGAAAUAUUCAGUAAGCCGCUUCAUUCCCUGAGAGUUCCAUCCUGUGCAGUGAAUGAGGCAAGAGUCUUGUGAAGCAAAAUAGAAUGUCCUCAUGUAGUUAAUCAUGUGCAUACAAGGGUCAGAAUUAAGGUCAGAUGUUAACUUGCCUUGGCAUUUAGUAGCAAUUUAAUGCUUAACUUUGAAACUUUUUAAAAAAACAUUUUAGAAAUUAUUGCAAAAUAUUUGUGCUUCACAUCGCUCGUUUUUGAGUGCAUGAAAUUGUGGUGACUUCUAAUACUUGUUUUUAUUUUACAGGUCCAUCAUUUAUAUCAGAGAGCCCUUCAGAAGUUACCUCUAUGUGCAACACUGUGGAAAGAUGUAAUGUUUUCUCCUUAUGAUUCAGUUUGAGGUUUCAUAUAAAUUUUCUGCAUAUCCCAUAUCCAUAGAUGUGGUGAUGCUCAAGCUCUGGCUAAAUCUUAUAUCUGCUUCCCCAUCUCUUACAGCAACUCUUGUUUGAAGCAUCAGGAGGAGGUAAAACUGAUAACCUGAGAAAACUAGUUUCCAAGUGCCAAGAGGUUGGAGUCAGCCUAGAUGAGCUUUUAAAUUUAAACACUUACAGAACAGAAAGCAAGAAUCACUGAACGCU